AUGGCAUCAAAUAGAAAUAGUUUUCAAUCUAGAACAAAUAAUGAAAAAUCUGAUUAUAAAGCAGGAAAAUGGCAAGCAUCAAUUUCAACACCAUUAUGUGCAUUUUGUAAUAAAGCUGUUUAUCCAGCUGAAGAAAUAAUGGGUGGCGGACAAAAAUUUCAUAAAUUUUGUUUUAAAUGCACUAUAUGCCAUGUAUUACUCAAUUCACUUAGUUUAAAUGAACGUAAUCAAAAACUUUAUUGUACAGGUUGUUACAGUCGUGAAUUUGGUCCACGAAUGGUUUCUCGUCAUUUUGCAACAUCAUUUCCAUCGGAUUUGGAUUCACCACCUAGUAGUCCGAGAUUAAAUCAAGAAGAAGAAACUGAUUUUAAUAAUGAAUAUUAUCAACGACAAACAGUAAUAUAUUCAUCACCAUCUUAUGAGUCAUAUGAUGAUGAUGAUGAUUUACAUCAUAGAAAUCUGAAAAGUACUAUGAUGAAUGGCAUAACAACAUCGAACACUAAUCGAUCAACAUCAAGAAAUGUUAUAAAUGAUAAUGCAUUUAAAAUGAUGUCAAUAUCAGGAAAUAUUUGUCCACGUUGUUCAAAAACGGUUUAUCAAGCUGAAGAAAUUAAAGCUAUUGGCAAAUCAUUCCAUAAACAAUGUUAUACUUGUGCACAUUGUAAAGGAACUAUAAGUGGUGCUCAUUAUUCUGAACAUGAUGGAGAAAUUUAUGAUAAGAAAUGUUAUCAACGUUUAUUUAGUCCAAAACUAUCAUUGCAUAUCGAAAAGAAAGAUGACUAUAAUCAUGCAUUAGAAUGUCAUACAGAAACAUUUAAUAUUCAACAAAAAACUGAUGAAGAUGUACGUGAGACUCUGACUCUUCUCGGAAAUGUUUGUGAUAAUAAAAAUAAAAUGGAAAAUAAAGAAUAUGAUUCUAUUACUCCGAUAAAUAAAAUCAAACACCAUAAUGAGAAUUUUGCAUCUAAUUCAAAAAAAUUCAAAACAGAUCCUUCAACAAUCAAGAAUAAUGAUUAUACAAAGUUAUUAAAACUUGAAGAUUUACCAGUUGAAUUAUUUAUUUAUCAUCUAUUUCCUUAUUUUCCACAACAUGUAAUAAUUAAAAUAUUUUUCAAUUUAAAUUAUUCUUUUCAACAAAUUGUUAUUUCAUAUUUUACUAUAAAUACAAAUAUUGAUUUAACACAAAUAUCAGAAGAUUGGUUUUUUAAAUAUCUUUCAAAUUUAUCAUCAAAAAUAGAAAUUAUUAAUAUAGAUGAUAAACAAAUCGACAAAAUAUUUCAGUCAUUAAAUUCUUAUCCAAAACUUAACUCAUUAUUUAUAAAAAAUAUUCAAUUUUUACCUUUAACUAAAUGUUUAAAAUAUUUAAAAUUUUUCAAACAACUAAAAUAUUUAAAUUUAAAUGAAAAUGAAAAUGAAUAUAAAUUAUUUUCCGAUCCUUAUCUUAUACGUAUAAUUAUUGCAUCAUUAUUUGAAGAAGAUUCAUUAUUACAAAGUUUUACUUUAAUACGAAAUUUUCCUUUAUAUCUAGGUUUUAAUAAUUUCGAAAUAAUUAAUUAUUGUUUACAAAAUUUAACUAUUUAUUUAAUCCAUCUAGAUGAUUUAAUUUAUUUAUUAAAUACACUUCGAUCAUUAAAAUAUUUCUAUGGUAAAAUUGUCAAUGAAGAAAAUCAUAUAAAUGAAAAUAAAUCAAAUUUUUUAUUAUCAAAAUUAAUUAAAUGUUAUUUUGAAUGUAAACAUAUUAAACGUAAUGAUUUAAAUUAUUUUUUAAAUCAACUUAAACAAUCAACAUUAUUAGAAAUAUUUAAACUUAAAAUAAAUUCUAUGAAUGAAAAAUAUACAGAAAAUGAAAUUCUUGAAAAAUUACCAAAUUUAAAAAAAUUUUCUUUUUAUAUACGAUUUCAUCAAUUACAUUUAACAUCUCAAAUAAUACAAAAUGAAUUUAAUAAUAAUCGACUUAUAUGGUAUAAAGAUGAUUAUUAUUAUUAUUCAUUUCUAUCAUUACCUUAUAGAUUUAAACAAUUAUCAAAUAUAUCAAAUAAUAUUGUUUAUCAAAAUUUAAAUAAUACAAAAGAUAUUCUAUUAUUUCCAACAGUUGAACAUAUUGAAAUAUCUUAUAGUAAAGAUCAAUUAAAUCCAAAAUUAAUUCAAUUUAUAAAUGAUCAAUUUCCAAAUUUAUUUACAAUGGAAAUUGAAUUAGGUAAAUUGAAUAAAAAUUUGAUGAAUGAUAAAAAAUUAAUACUAAAUAAAAUACGAAAAUUAAUAUUAAAUUAUAAAGAUGAAAGAAAUUAUUAUCAUAUCAAACGUUUACUAUUAUUAACACCAUAUAUUGAAAUAUUAAUUGUUGAUUAUAAUAAUAUUAUUUCUUACAAACAUAAAUUAAGAUACGAUGAUGAAUUAUUAUCAAUUCGUAAACAAAUAAAACUUUUAAUAAUUACUAAUUGUUCUCAUGAAUUUAAUUCAGAUGAAGAAGACUAUAUUAAGAAUAAAAUCUUUACAAAUUUAACAAAACUUCUUGUUAGCUAA
This is a messenger RNA of Rotaria sordida, 2523 nucleotides long. NCBI's taxonomy places the organism in Eukaryota, Metazoa, Rotifera, Eurotatoria, Philodinida, Philodinidae. The record is from the annotation of a GenBank genome assembly.